AUGCGUCUGACCGGUAUCCUGGCCUCGGCACUCUCUGUCAUUGGGAUGGGGAUUUUUCUCGCCGACAACCUCACGACAGCAUGUAUUGGCUUAGGUCACAUGUCCGCCAUGCCUACUGAUCAAGUAUCUCCAUACGAGAGAUCCACCACUAGGAUGAUCAUAUUGCAGGUUGAGGGGAUCAAAAUUGUCGCCGAUCUUCGCCGCUUAGCGGAGCUGAAGUAUGGUGACGGGGCCGUCAACAUUCGAAACUUAGGUCUCCUUGAGGAUUUAUCCACGGAUAAGGCUGUGAAUGAGUCAAUUUCAGUCAUCGAGCCACAUUACAGCUGGAUGGAAGUGGAGGGGCUGGGUGCAUUCGACGACUUAAGAAAUCUCCGAGAAUCGAUCCUCAAUGAUCCGUCUGACUGCGCUUUGAUUACCGGAGGAUAG
Molecule: messenger RNA, 426 nt
Organism: Clonostachys solani
Lineage: Eukaryota; Fungi; Ascomycota; Sordariomycetes; Hypocreales; Bionectriaceae
Source: the annotation of a GenBank genome assembly